GGCGAAGAGGCCGCCCCGAGGCGCACAUGCCACGGAAAUCACGACAAGGCGCUUAUGCGUUUCUGGCAGUAAACAUGCUUCGACGCGUUAUCACGGCGUGAAUUAAUUCACUGAAAUCAGAUCUCUGAGAGCCACAAGUGAACGCAAAUGGACGCGCAAGCGCCGAAAAGGCGCAAGACAUCGUCCUUGAAGGCCACUCCGGUCCUCAAUCGCAACAUUGUUGACCCGACGUCUCUUCCACGCGCCUCGUACCUGUCCCCGACGCGUGCCAGUCUCUCGCGCUUCAACCCGUCUUUAAUUCCACCGGCGCGAGCGGAAUCUGCAAGAUCCGCUUCUCAGAAUGUCUCUGCUACUCCAGACGCACGACAGAGCUUGACGCCUGAUCAGAUCCUGGCAAAAGGGCAGGAUGCAUUCAAUUAUAUCAUGGGUAACUUCAACACACAAAUGCAGCGUACACUCUCUGCAAUUAGCGGUAGAACUAGGCCUAGCCCUUUGAGCGCUAGUGCGGCUGCUCUCACGACUCCCGGGAAAGACGCGCUUGGGAAUGAUAUGAUUACGCCUAUUGUGCCGACUGGAGAAGAGACGGAUGAACAGAUGGAAGCCAUGCGGUCCCAGAUCAGAGCCCGGAAAGAACAAGAGCGUGCGGAACGCGAAAGGGCAGUCAAAUCCGUGCGAUCAACUUCUUUGACAUCCCCAAGAGAGUAUGGAUAUUUGCCGCCCGAAACCAUGCAUCUUGGCAAAGAUCAGGAUGAUGAUGAGCUCAGUGUGGAGAUUGGGAGGAUUGAUCGCAGGCAUGUUAGAACCGAUACCGUUCGUCUCAGCGGCACGCCGCCUUCUGCCAUAAGGCCCGUGUCUGAACUGGUCUCUGCACAUCAACCCAACAUGGACGACAUGGACAUUGAUCCCGCAAUAGACGAGAUAUUGCAAAUUGAUGAACUGAGCCCAGAUGUUGCUGAAUAUCGAUCCUCUUCACGACAUAUCAACAAAGAUUCGGCGGUACGGCAAUCAAAUCCGCUAUUGCGUAGAUUAGCCACGGAAGAGGAAGAUGAACUACCCGAAACUCCGGAAGCGAUACGAAGGCAGUUUGAGGCCGAGGAUCAUCCACCACGCGGAGUGCUAUUCUCAUCUCCAAGAAAGCGCAAGGCAGUGCAAGGAACACGAAAAUCACCGCGGAAGAGUAGCCUUUCUUCGGGCGGGAGAGGGGGACCAGAUGGAUCACAGAAGCCACAGAUACAAGAACCAGAAGGCACGACGAAGUCGGAGAAUACUCAAACGCGGCACGUCGAGGAACCCGAUCCUCGGCUUUUGGCCAGGCAAGAAACAAAGACCAGGCUUGAUGCUGAGCUGCGGAGGCUAAAAGAGGAAGUUGAAAAGUUUGAGUAUUUUGCUAAGCUGUACACGGAGAAAAAUGAAGAUGAUUUAGAAAAUAUGGAAUCAGUGAUCGAGUUGUUUAACUCUAUACACAGGAAGGAUGCGGACAAGACACCUGAGCCAUCCUUAUCAUCCUUAUUAACGUCCUUUCUACCAUUCUCAGUACCAGUGUCUCGGUCUCUGAAGGAGUCUGAACACUCCAAGAACGAAGACUUCAUUAUUUCACACCAACCGCUCAAGGAAAAAGAGCCACUCCCAUUGAGUAGCUUGUUCACACCUCUCAAUAUCGAGUCCAACACCAGCUCACCUGUUCCAGUCCCCGAUUCACACAAGCUCCGCCAAAAGCAUAGCGUUGUGCUUUCUUCCCCUGGAUCCUUACUCACUUGUUCCCUAGACGUCACAAUCAUUUCUGAGCACGGUGCGGAUUCUACACCUUCUGUCGAGAACUUGGUGGUUAAGGACUUGUCAUUUUGGGCGAAAGAAGAAAUUGGCACUUGGAUUGAUCAGAAGUGCAAAGAAGGCGAUCUUGCCGCCGUGGGCUACGGAUUAGGACGAUACUGGGAUGUUGCUGUUAAAAGAGCACGAUGCUGGAUGGUCUGCAGAAAGGAAUUCGCGAAGUUUGUUCCAGGUGACUCUUUAGUGGAUGAUGAGACAGUGAAGAGUGACGAAGUGGAUCUUGGCGCUGAGCAUACUAAGCUCUCGAAGAAGGCUUUGCUCUCAACACUGGGGCUAUCAUCCCUAAUCCUACAAAACGAGGAAGUAGUUCUCAAAAUACCGUGGAGAUUACAGUUCGACUGGACAGGAGAUGUGGAGUCAAUUAUUAGCGCAGAAGCGUCGUUUCCGGCGAGUUGGCAUGAAACUGAUUCAGGUAAUGCGUUACGAAGAAUACCCCGAACUUUUGAAGCACUUUUGCGGGAUGGCGGCGUUACGAGUGCGGUCAAGGUCGUGGGAAAGUUGGUUUUUGAUACCCAGUAGUACUUGAGGCCCAUGAUUGAAACCCGUUGCAUCUUUAUUUCUUCAUAUUUUUCAGCUUUAGCUCCGGUUUCUUCUUUCUCCUUCAUUCUUGGUCCACAGAGUAAUCGUAUAUAUCACGAUGGUUUCACCAUGUAUUAUUAUCAACCGAACUUCUGUCCGAAGAUCUGCUCUAUUCUGAUGGCCAUGAAAUCACACGAGGAUUGCGAC
Verruconis gallopava is the source of this 2553-nucleotide messenger RNA. RefSeq lists its product as uncharacterized. The coding region runs from base 148 to 2346 and encodes 732 amino acids. Lineage: Eukaryota; Fungi; Ascomycota; Dothideomycetes; Venturiales; Sympoventuriaceae. The record is from RefSeq and is a predicted model, not a curated record. The transcript is spliced from 3 exons.